AUGUUUUGUGCGAAAAGUCUUUGCAUUGAUGUGUUUGUCUCACACCUGAAGAUAUGGACUCAAGAAGUUGUGGUCAAUUGUCCGCAGAUAUGGCAAAGAUGCCAAUGAAUGGCACUCAAGAGGAAUAUCCGAAGGACUCAUUCGACAGAUUUGGCGAUGACUUAUGCGAAGUGAUAUUGUCUUACCUAUCAUUUGAGGACUGUUUCCGAUUUGAAUGUCUGUCCAAACAGUGGCAGAGAUCUGUAUUCACUUCAAGACAUAUCUUCUCUGUCAGUGAUAUAAUGCCGAAGAAGUCACAGUUUAAUGAGAUUACAGACAACGGUUGGAAAGCAUUGGAAUCAGUGGUCAAGAAGUGGACACACAUUACAGACAUUCAUAUUGACAUCGAUUCACAAGAUAUGGAGAGAGUGUUUGAAAUACUCAUGAAUUCUUACAAACACUUGAAGACAAUUGAUGUCCGAUUUAAGCCCAGAAUUGAUGUGCAAAUAAUAGACAGAAUUGUGUGUAAAUAUGGCUCACUAUUGACUGCUAUAUCAUUGCCGCCAUCGGGUUGUGAAGACGUGCUGGAAUUGUCAUUGACAAAACUUAGACAACUAUCGGGUGAAUACUGUGAUGAGAUGUGGUCAACGAUUGUCACCGAAAACAAUGAGUUAUUAUUCAAGAAUUUAACCCAAUUUCGAGUUCUUUACUCCUUAUCUGAUUGGCACCGAUUGACACCAUUUGUUGAUCACUACAAGAAUAGCCUGAAAUCACUUUCUAUUCGUAUCGAUAGACUGGAAACGUCUGCCGCAUAUAUUCUUCUAUUCAAACAGUUGUCACGAAUGAAAGCAUUACGAGAACUAAAUAUUCAAAUGAUUCCGAUUAUCAAUCCCAAGACCCUCGAGACUGUUGUUGAUUAUCACUGCAAGGAUUUAGUCAAUCGAUGGUCGCAUCUCAAGAGAUAUCAAUUGGUUCUGUGCUGUAAAACUGAUCCACACUUCAGUCGAUUAUAUGAAUCGGUGUGUCGUAUGAAACGCCUACAAAGACUUGAUUUCUUUGACUCCGUUGACACGCAUUUACCACACAUUGAGAGUCUGAAGAUUACCAGUAGAUUAGAGAUAACGCCGACUAUUGUCGCGAUUGUCGAGAAGUUACCGCAUCUCAAGUGCUUUGAUUGGGUCAACAAUACGAGGAAAUAUGACGAUUCCGAUGACUCCACGAGUAGCGAUGAGUACACCAGUGAUGUUUCGGUAAUCGUUUGA
Messenger RNA from Oppiella nova, 1241 nucleotides. The record is from the annotation of a GenBank genome assembly. Lineage: Eukaryota; Metazoa; Arthropoda; Arachnida; Sarcoptiformes; Oppiidae.